Molecule: messenger RNA, 1920 nt
Organism: Penicillium riverlandense
Lineage: Eukaryota; Fungi; Ascomycota; Eurotiomycetes; Eurotiales; Aspergillaceae
Gene: spb4
Product: ATP-dependent RNA helicase SPB4
Exons: 3
Coding region: 1-1920 (639 amino acids)
Cellular component (GO): nucleolus
Molecular function (GO): ATP binding; RNA helicase activity; nucleic acid binding
Source: RefSeq, a predicted model, not a curated record
AUGGCUCCCAAGCCCUCUUCAUCCACAAGGGCGUGGGAUGGUCUCACACCCUCCCUGUCCGAAUGGACUCUAGAUGCUGUGGCCUCCAUGGGCUUCACGCGCAUGACCCCCGUUCAGGCCUCCGCCAUCCCUCUUUUUAUGGCGCAUAAAGAUGUUGUGGUGGAAGCAGUCACCGGAAGUGGCAAGACACUGUCCUUUUUGAUUCCAGUGGUGGAGAAGCUUCUCCGACUCGAAGACCCGCUCAAGAAGCAUCACGUUGGAGCCAUCAUCAUCUCUCCGACACGAGAAUUGGCAUCGCAGAUAUACCAGGUUCUUGUGUCACUAUUGGAAUUCCAUCCUCCUUCCGCCGCUGCCAUAAAGCCGCAAGAGGACGAUGCGCCUCGUCCGAAAUUAUCUUCCUCGACCUUGAAAGUCGUCCCACAACUUCUUUUGGGCGGUUCAACAACUCCCGCGGAGGACUUGAGUACUUUUCUCAAGCGGUCACCAAAUGUACUGGUGUCGACACCGGGAAGACUGCUCGAGCUUCUUUCGUCUCCGCACGUGCACUGCCCCCAGUCGUCCUUCGAGAUGCUCGUCCUGGACGAGGCAGAUAGAUUGUUGGAUCUUGGGUUCAAGGAGGACUUGCAAAAUAUUCUGCGUCGGCUGCCCAAGCAAAGGCGAACGGGACUGUUCAGUGCCAGUAUCAGCGAAGCUGUUGAUCAGAUUGUGCGGGUUGGCCUGCGGAACCCCGUCAAGGUUGCUGUCAAAGUGAAAGGGACGACCGGAGCCGUGGACAAGCGAACCCCCGCAAGUCUGCAAAUGACCUACCUGACCACACCGCCAGCCCUCAAAUUCGCCAUCCUAAAGCAAGUCCUCUCAUCUGUCCCACUCAAACCUCAAAAGACCAUUUUCUUUGUGUCGACUUGUUCCAGUGUCGACUACCUAUCUAUCAUUCUGCCCUUGAUACUAGGCGACGACUUCCACUUGGUGCCACUUCAUGGGAAACACCCAGCAAACGUCCGCCAAAAGAACUUCACCCGCUUCACCACAUCCACCACUCCCGCCAUCCUCCUAACCACCGAUGUCGCCUCCCGCGGACUGGAUAUCCCGUCUGUCGAUCUAGUCGUGCAGAUCGACCCGCCCUCCGACCCAAAAACCUUCAUCCACCGUUGCGGCCGCGCCGGCCGUGCCGGCCGCAGAGGCCUCAGCAUUGUCCUCCUACAUCCAGGGCGCGAAGAAGAUUACGUGUCAUUUUUGGAAGUGCGUAAAACCCCCGUGGCACCCUUCAUUCUCCCAAGCACAGUCUCCGAAGCCGAAGCAGCCAAGGAGGCCACGGACACCGUUCGUGAGGCCGUGCUACGGGACCGUGCACUCUACGACAAGGGCCAGAAGGCCUUCGUCAGCUGGCUACGCAGCUACAGCAAGCAUCAGGCUAGCAGCAUCUUCCGCGUAGAAGAUCUAGAUUGGGAAGCCCUCGGCAAGGCAUGGGGCCUACUCAGGCUACCAAAAAUGCCUGAACUGCGCGAGUUCACCGGAGACAAGAAGUUGGGCGUCGAUGUGGACUGGGAUAACUAUGCAUACAAGGAUAAGCAGCGAGAGCAGCGUCGAAAGGAGGUGAUGGAGGAGAAUUCGAACAGAGAUGCGGCGCAGCAGCACGCGUCUCGGAAGCGGCGUGCCAAUGAGAGCGUGGCGUGGAGCCAUAACCAGGAGUCGCGGGAGAAGAAGCUCAAGCGGAAGGAGUUCAAGAAGGCGCAGAAGGAGAAGGAGAGGUGGGAGCAGUUGCCGGAGGAUGAGAAGCAGAAGGUUCGGGAGACGGAGCGCAUGGUUGAGGAUAUUCGCGCAAAGAAUGAGCAGCAACGAUUGCUCAAUCGCGCGACGAAGACAGGCGCUGCGAAUGAUGGCUGUGGGGACGGGGAAGACGAGUUCCAGGGGUUUGAUUAG